AGAAGAGGAGCGAGUGGCUCGACCGAGAGGGAGAGGAGCGAAGCGGGGAGACCCUCAUAAUGGACGAACGCGCGAAGCUAAGAAGACUGUAAAGGAGAGGGGCGGAAUCGAAUGAUUAUGAUCUCGACAAUGAGACAAAGCCAAGAGGGGAGAGCACUUAGACAAUUCACUUUGAGUACAGGGAAGUCUGCUGGUAGGAAUUCCUCAGGGCGUAUUACGGUUUUUCACCGAGGGGGUGGAUCGAAGCGAUUGCAGCGAAGAAUUGAUCUGAAACGAAGCACUUCGUCUAUGGGCAUUGUAGAAAGAAUAGAAUAUGACCCUAAUCGUUCUUCUCGGAUCGCUCCAGUACGAUGGAUCGAGGGGGUCCGCCAGAGGAAAUGCAAGACGAUAGAGGAGUUCGCUCCGCCGCGUAAGAUCCUCGAACCUACCACGACCACCAUUCACGGCCUAUUUUCGUUCUCUUCCACGCCCGGGAAGGUGGAUCAAAGAAAGGUAGCUUGCUUCUCUCCUGGACAGAUAGCGGCUUAUGUAGUGGUCGGCCUUCCUACCAGGAUUCCUCCUUGCUCGAAGAGCCCCUUUACUAGUAAGGGCGCAGGAAGCAAAAAAACUUGUGCUAAGGACGUUUUCUUCUCUGCCUUCUCCUCUCAAAAAACCAAGGGAGAGACUGCAUCCCUUUCCUUCGGUAGCCCUUUAGGUUUCCCAAGGAUAGUGGUAGCUGGGGCAAUGCCGGCUUUCUUCGCUCCGCGAAUGAGAGAGAAAGUCAGAGGAAUAAACACGUUCUCUCUUUGCGAGGUCUGAAAGUGGAGAACACAUAGCAUUCUCUGGGCACACAGGAUGAAACGUAAAGCAGCGCUUGAUUGGCAGAGUUUUAGGCGGCAAGAGACUGACGGGCUUGUUGGAGGUGCUGAGCAUAACGAAUCGAAACCAGAGACGGAUCCAGCUAGCUUGCCUGCCAAGCCGAUAGGCGAAGGGCCGAAGGAUGGAGCGUGCAAAGUCAAUCUCACACGGGAAGAGAGGUCAAAUGGCAAGAAGGCCAUACGCCCGUUUGGCUCCUCGCGGAGUAUAGCUCACAUCCAAAUCUAUCUGAUUGGGGAACGGGGCAACGCCCAUGAAGCUCCGGCGGAAAGGGAAGGCCUGCCAGGCCGUAUGCCCAUGGGUGCAGGAUUCUUCGAAAAAGCGCGGGCUGACUCGGAGACCUGGGACCUUGGCUUAGCAACGAAUGAAGGGGAGCUCAAAGAGCUUUCUCCCCCAGUGGCUUAUGUAGUGGUCGGACGGCAGAAAGCUCGCUAAGCCUCGCUUCCCUCCCUUCUUCAAUGAAGUGGAAAGUCUGAACACUUAGUAUAGUAGUCGGCAUUCUAUAAGCGACUUGUCGAGUCUACGAAGCUUUGCUUCUUGUAGUCGGCCCCUAAUGCCU
This is a messenger RNA of Cucurbita pepo subsp. pepo (vegetable marrow), 1414 nucleotides long. Its product is annotated as large ribosomal subunit protein uL2mz, N-terminal part. Gene Ontology annotation, molecular function: structural constituent of ribosome; RNA binding. The record is from RefSeq and is a predicted model, not a curated record. Gene Ontology annotation, cellular component: mitochondrial large ribosomal subunit; ribosome. NCBI's taxonomy places the organism in Eukaryota, Viridiplantae, Streptophyta, Magnoliopsida, Cucurbitales, Cucurbitaceae. Gene Ontology annotation, biological process: mitochondrial translation.